CCGGUCGCCGGCAUAGUGCGCUUCCCUCGUUGGCAGAACCAGCAUUCGCAAUAGCAGUAACAACAAUUACAAUCGUAGUAACAGUCGAAGAUCGUCACCAUGGUGUACAAUUUUAAAGUUUUCAAGAAAUGCGCCCCCAACGGCAAGCUGACAUUGUACAUGGGGAAGCGUGACUUCGUUGACCACAUAUCCUUCGUGGAGCCCAUAGACGGCGUGGUGUUGCUGGACGAGGAGUACGUGCGAGGGCGUAAGGUGUUCGGGCAGGUGGUGUGCACGUUCCGAUACGGCCGUGAGGAAGACGAGGUGAUGGGACUCAGCUUCUAUAAGGAGCUUUUCCUCGCCUCCGAGCAGAUCUACCCGCCGCCGGAGAAGCGUCCCUAUGAUCUCACACGCACACAGGAGCGGCUGUUGAAGAAGCUGGGCGACAGUGCGUUCCCGUUCCGUUUGUCGGUGGCGGCGGGCGCGCCCGGCUCCGUCACGCUCCAGCCCGGCCUAGAGGACGAGGGCGAGCCCUGCGGCGUGCAUUAUUACGUCAAGCUCUUCGUCGGCGACUCCGAGAUCGACCGCUCGCACCGCAGGAGCACGGUGGCGUUGGGCAUUCGCAAGGUGCAGUACGCGCCGAGCAAGCCCGGUCCGCAACCGUGCACGGUGGUGCGCAAGGACUUCGUGCUGUCGCCCGGCCAGCUCGAGCUGGAACUCACACUCGACAAACAGCUGUAUAUGCACGGAGAGACGGUGGCGGUAAAUAUGUGUGUGCGCAACCACAGCAACAAGGUGGUCAAGAAGAUCAAGGCGUCCAUACUGCAAGGCGUCGACGUGAUGCUCUUCCAGAACGGACAGUACCGGAACGUGGUCGCCUGCGUUGAGACCCAGGACGGGUGUCCGCUGCAGCCGGGCUCCAACCUGCAGAAGGUGAUGCACCUGACGCCCACGCUCUCCUCGAACCGCGACAAGCGCGGCAUUGCGCUCGACGGACAGCUCAAGCGUUCUGACACCACACUCGCCUCCACCACGCUGUUGCUGGACCCGGAGCAGCGUGAUGCGUUCGGUAUAGUGGUCAGCUACAGCGUGAAGGUGAAGCUGUACCUGGGUGCUAUCAGCGGCGAGCUCGUCGCCGAGCUGCCCUUCAUACUCAUGCACCCCAAGGAAGGGCGCUUGAAGGUGAUCCACGCGGACAGCCAGGCCGACGUAGAGAUGUUCCGCCAGGACACCGUGCAUCACCAGGAGAGCGUCGAGGUGUACUGAGGCGCUGUGACCUGCCGCCGCCCGCCGCUUGCGCUCCGGGAACUUCAUUGACAACGGCUUGAAAUAAUGUUGUAUAUAUUAUGUACAUGUAUCAAUAUAUAAUCCUAGUUAAGGUAGAUCGCCAGGCGACGCUGGCAGCCGCCGCGCUGUCUGGCGCCGGCGCAGUGUCGUGAAAUAUAUUUAUAGAACCGAGUCACUCGACGAGUUUGGCAGAACGCACCAAGCUUGUCCCGCGGCGCUGAUCUAAAUAUUGUCAUACACAGUGUAUAUAUUCAUGCAGUCAGUCUUUGAUGACAUGCAGACAGUCAUUCGUGCUGGUUCACAUGCAGACGGCACGUUCCUCGAAACAGCAAUGUUACUGGAGUGCAAAAGAACCCAUUUUUUCAUUAACAAUUUGGGUUGGCAUACUGUAUGAAUGACUACACUCACACACGAAUCCAUGCUUAUUAACUGAUACUUCACUGCGCUCUCGGACGGUCUCUUUCUAUGACAACUGCGAGGACUACACGAGAAUUCCGAAAAUAAUUCUUUGAGGACUAAGAUGUUAUUCAAUAUUCGAAACCGUAUUAAAAAUAAAAUUGUUAAUUUAUUAUUUGGCAUGUUUUGACUAUUUUCAUACUUUACAAGAAAUGUUGUUAAUUUGUCAUAGAGACGUCAGAUAUCAAUUUUGUUCUAUAUGUAUGUUAUAUUUAAUGUAUUCAAUGUAAUAUUGCUUUGUGAAAUUUAUGACUAUACUCUGUGAUUAAAUUAUUAUACUAUG
This is a messenger RNA of Manduca sexta (tobacco hornworm), 2005 nucleotides long. It is a transcript of the gene Arr1, whose product is annotated as arrestin homolog. Lineage: Eukaryota; Metazoa; Arthropoda; Insecta; Lepidoptera; Sphingidae. Bases 100 to 1245 code for a protein of 381 amino acids. The transcript has 8 exons. The record is from RefSeq and is a predicted model, not a curated record. Gene Ontology annotation, molecular function: G protein-coupled receptor binding. Gene Ontology annotation, biological process: G protein-coupled receptor internalization; signal transduction. Gene Ontology annotation, cellular component: cytoplasm.